Molecule: messenger RNA, 491 nt
Organism: Neohortaea acidophila
Lineage: Eukaryota; Fungi; Ascomycota; Dothideomycetes; Mycosphaerellales; Teratosphaeriaceae
Product: heavy-metal-associated domain-containing protein
Exons: 3
Coding region: 203-442 (79 amino acids)
Biological process (GO): copper ion transport
Cellular component (GO): cytosol
Molecular function (GO): copper chaperone activity; metal ion binding
Source: RefSeq, a predicted model, not a curated record
CACACAACUACAACACCAGACGUGAGCAUCACUCACAAAAAAAAGACCCAGCCCUCGUCUUCCCCUCUCACACUUUCAAACAGGCUCCUCGUGUGCUUCUCGCGACAAGGACAAACGCCACACAUCGGAUUACCAAUCUCAUCUUCCCACGAGAACUGGCCUCUGAACACCAAACCAUAGAGCACAAACUCUUGAAACCACAAUGGCGGAGCACAAGUACAAAUUCAACAUCACCAUGACCUGCGGCGGCUGCUCAGGUGCCGUAGAGCGAGUGCUGAAAAAGCUGGACGGCGUCAAGUCUUACGACGUAUCUCUGGACACCCAGACGGCCGACAUCGUGACGGAGGAGAGCGUGGACUAUUCCACUGUGCUGGAGAAGAUCAAGAAGACGGGCAAGAAGGUGAACUCGGGGGAGGCGGAUGGGGUGGCGCAGGCUGUGUAGAUGUGGUGUGAGUUGCAUUCGUGCUAGACGAUCGCUAAGGAAUACGCUU